UGUAGUGCUAUCAUUGAACACACCAACAGAGUAAUUUUCCUAGAAGAUGAUGACAUUGCAGCAGUGGCUGAUGGGAAACUUUCUAUUCAUCGGCUAAAACGUUCAGCUAGUGAUGACCCCUCUCGAGCCAUCCAGACCUUGCAGAUGGAAUUGCAGCAAAUCAUGAAAGGUAACUUCAGUGCAUUCAUGCAGAAGGAAAUCUUUGAACAACCGGAAUCUGUUGUCAAUACCAUGAGAGGCAGGGUGAAUUUUGAGACCAAAACAGUUCUGUUGGGUGGUCUGAAAGAUCACUUGAAAGAAAUCAGAAGAUGCCGACGACUGAUCAUUAUUGGCUGUGGGACCAGCUAUCAUGCUGCAAUAGCUACCCGACAAGUGUUGGAAGAGUUGACAGAGCUUCCUGUGAUGGUGGAACUUGCUAGUGACUUUCUGGAUAGAAAUACUCCUGUAUUCAGGGAUGAUGUGUGCUUUUUUAUAAGUCAGUCAGGUGAGUUGCCUUGACUGUUCAUCCCUAUCUGAAUGGAGGCAUGUAGCAAAGUAU
Messenger RNA from Chelonoidis abingdonii (Abingdon island giant tortoise), 538 nucleotides. The record is from RefSeq and is a predicted model, not a curated record. NCBI's taxonomy places the organism in Eukaryota, Metazoa, Chordata, Testudines, Testudinidae.